This is a messenger RNA of Carcharodon carcharias (great white shark), 1293 nucleotides long. It is a transcript of the gene cldn12, whose product is annotated as claudin 12. The transcript has a single exon. The record is from RefSeq and is a predicted model, not a curated record. Gene Ontology annotation, cellular component: plasma membrane. Bases 20 to 766 code for a protein of 248 amino acids. Lineage: Eukaryota; Metazoa; Chordata; Chondrichthyes; Lamniformes; Lamnidae.
CGGCGUGUGGUGGUGUCGUAUGACGAUGGCGUGCCACGACCUGCACGCGGCCACGGUACUGGCCCUGCUGUGCGGUCUGGCCUCCGCCGGGGGACUCUUUGCGGCCACGCUCCUGCCGCACUGGCGCCUGCAGCGGCUCUACUCCCCCAACCGCAACGACCGGAACGUCAGCGUGGCCGACGGCCUGUGGACCCGCUGCGUGCGGCUGGAGGGCCGGUCCGAGUGCGCCCUGACCGACGCCGGCUGGUACAGGACCCUCGACCAGCCGGACCUGCGGGUGCUGCAGUUUGCCCUGCCCCUGGCCCUCCUGCUGGCGUCCUCCGCCACCCUCCUCUGCCUGAUGGGCAUGUGCAAUGCCGCCUGCAGCUCCAAGAUCCCCAACGUCAACCUGGUGAAGUGCCUGGUGAACACCGCUGGCUGCCACCUGGUGUCGGGAACCCUCUACCUCCUGUCCGCCGCCCUCGCCUUCACCCCUUCCCUCUGGGUGGUCUUCCACACGGCCGAGCUGAACCGGCGCUACAGCGCCUCCUGGAGCCUGGGCGUGGCCCUCUACCUGGCGCUGGGCAGCGCGGCCGGCCUACUGCUCACCUCUGCCCUCCUCUUCCUCUGGUACUGUGCCUGCAAGUCGCUGCCCUCCCCCUUCUGGCAGCCCCUCAGCUCCUACCCCGAGAGCAUCCAGACCUUUGGCUCAGCCCCCUACUCCCGGCGCUCCAGGCUCUCCACCCUGGAGAUCGAUAUCCCCGUCGUCCCACAGCAGGUUGCCUGAUCCAGGCGGGGUGGGUGGGUGUGUGGGAGAGGGAGGGUGGAUUACUGUCACCGUCAGGCUCCAGUCCCACUCCUGUUGAUGUUCCCAGGGGAUGACCCCCCCCCCGCCCUCUCUCUAAUCCACAGCCCCACCCCCGAGAGGAAAACUAACCUCUGUAACGCUGACCUCCGCUUGCAGCGUUCUCACACGCACGGUGUUCAUACCCCUGCUGUCCUCACACGCAGCCAUAACCCCGCCGUUACCCCCCACUGUGUUCUCACCUCCCAACCACCCACCCACCCUCAUCCACAGCCACCUACGCACUCAGUAAUCUUACCUCCCUCACACACAACCCUACACCUGCACAGUAUUCUCACCUCCCUCACACACACACAACCCUACACAGUUCUCACUCCUACACCCGCACAGUAUUCUCACCUCCCUCACACACACACAACCCUACACAGUUCUCACUCCUACACCCGCACAGUAUUCUCACCUCCCUCACACACACACAACCCUACACAGUUCUCACUCCUACACCCGCA